Messenger RNA from Lingula anatina, 994 nucleotides. Its product is annotated as collagen alpha-1(XII) chain. NCBI's taxonomy places the organism in Eukaryota, Metazoa, Brachiopoda, Lingulata, Lingulida, Lingulidae. The record is from RefSeq and is a predicted model, not a curated record.
CCUGAAUCAAAUAGCGUCUGAGCCUGUAGAAGACCACGUCAUCAUGGUGAAAAAUGCAGGCCACUUGAUGAACUUAAAAACUGCCAUUGCCAGGAAAAUAUGCAGAGAAGUUGAAGUCGAGUGUGAGCCAGACCCGCUGGCGGUAGAGCAGCAUCAGAGAAUGGACGAGGCCGACGCCAGCCUUGAUGCGAUCAGAACACUUCUUAGCGAUCUACGGGACAGCUGCAUCGAAAACAGAUGCCCUAACUGUUUCACGAUGAACGAAACACUUGGCGCUUGCUAUAGAUUCGGUUCUGAAUUCCACAAGAUGACUUGGGCGGAAGCUGACUUGUUUUGUGCAGGACACUUCGAAGCACGUUCGGUAUCCGUCACGUCUCCAGAGGAACGGGAAUUCAUCCGGUCACAAAUCGGAGAUGAUAAGAGUUGGUGGACAAGUGGCAACGAUCUGGGAACAGUCGACAAGUUUACCUGGGCGGACAGCGGUCAACUGAUGACCGAAGAUGCCGCUAACCUGGGCAAGAGCGCCCCGAACCAGCGUUGCGUGAAGCUCCGGGAGAACACGCUGGAACCAGAAGCGGCACCUUGUGACGAGUUCCACUAUGUCAUUUGCAAGACGAUGAUUUAACUGAAACCGGACCUUCCUUAACGCCGGUUCUUGUCCAAUGAUAUGUAUAUCCGGUAUUGUUGGAGGUUUCUGCGAAUAUAUAUGUGGAUUUCAAUUAUCAAGACGGAAGUUUACUUUAUGGGACAAUUCAUUACAGUUAUCUUAACACAUUUCCUCUGAAAUACAUGUAUACUGUUUUUUUGUUUUAAUUGUUUUUAAGUAACGAAAUUGAAACUGAAAAGAGAGGGAAUGCAAUUUGCCUUCCUAAGUGUAUUGUUUUCAGUUUAGGUGGUGAAAGGUCCUAGAAAAUUUAAUUUUCCUCUUUUUCCUCAAGUCAUGUAACAGGUAACACUGAUAAAAAUUUCUUAUUCCUCUGCGGUAGCAUACAAA